Glarea lozoyensis ATCC 20868 is the source of this 756-nucleotide messenger RNA. Its product is annotated as NAD(P)-binding Rossmann-fold containing protein. Bases 1 to 756 code for a protein of 251 amino acids. Lineage: Eukaryota; Fungi; Ascomycota; Leotiomycetes; Helotiales; Helotiaceae. The record is from RefSeq and is a predicted model, not a curated record. The transcript is spliced from 4 exons.
AUGGCUUCCAACACCAUCUACCUGAUCACAGGCGCAAACCGCGGAAUCGGACUCGGACUCACCUCCCUCCUGCUCUCCAGACCCAACACUACAGUCGUGGCGACCGUUCGAGACAAAACCACAUCCACCACCUCCCUCCUCGCUCUCCCAAAAGCCCCGGGCAGCGAGCUAAUCAUCGCGUAUCUCUCAAUUUCAACCACCUCAGCACUCGAGAUUGAAAGUGCUCACAAGGCGCUAGCCGAAGACCUCGAAACCCGCGGGAUUAAUAGACUAGACGUCCUCAUCGCCAACGCCGGAAAUGGCACGAGUUUCAAAUCAGCAGCAGACACGGAUCUUGAGGAUGUAGUUCGAGACUUCCACACCAACACACUCGCCCCGCUGUCGCUCUACCAGACUCUUCUGCCUCUCCUCCAGCGCUCCAAAGCCGCCAAAUUCAUAAUCAUAGGCAGCAUCCUAGGCAGCAUAACCUCCACAACAUCCGCACCAUGUCUCGGAUAUGGCAUAAGUAAAACAGGCACGCACUAUAUUGCCGCAAAGAUCCACCAUGAAGAAGAGAAAAUGGUGGUGCUUGUUGUUCAUCCUGGAUGGGUACAAACGUCCACCGGCCAGAAGUUCGCGGAUAGUAUUGGCGUGGAGAUGCCGCCUAUGGGUGUGGAGGAUAGUGCGAGGGGGGUGGUUGAGCAGAUUGAUAAAGCGACUAAGGAGACGAUUUCUGGGUGUUUUGUUGGGUGGGAUGGGGAGGUUGUGCCGUGGUAG